AUGUGCCUACCCGCGAAUGCAACACACUUGUUUAAGCCUCUCGCCGUGGAAGACAAUGCCGGAGGCUAUUCUAUCGACAAAGCAACUGCUGUGAGGAUCGCGUGUAUGACAUGGAAGCGCUGCAGGUUUGCGACGAAUGUCCAGUCGGGGUUUAAGGUAUGUGGUCUGUACCCGUUGUCACUUGUGAAUAUGCAGCACAGGAUGGAUAUCUACACGCGCAACGGCACGCCAGCGGACAUCCGACUCACGGCGUGGCUGCACGUGGAGCUUCCAAGUAAAAAUCGGCGACUUUUCAAAAAAAACUUUUAA
Messenger RNA from Phytophthora sojae, 309 nucleotides. RefSeq lists its product as hypothetical. The transcript is spliced from 3 exons. NCBI's taxonomy places the organism in Eukaryota, Oomycota, Peronosporomycetes, Peronosporales, Peronosporaceae. The record is from RefSeq and is a predicted model, not a curated record. The coding region runs from base 1 to 309 and encodes 102 amino acids.